ACCUACGGCGAGGACCGCGAUUACUCCUCUGUAUUCGCGCGACAUCGUGGACGAUACGGGGGUGGCAGGGGGAAUUCAUGUUUUGUCAUCCUUGUCAUCGAUGCACCGGGAGCUGUUCUGUCAAACAAUAGAAGUGAAUCGUGUUCGUCGUGCCGUAGCAGUGAGUUGGUCCCAUCGUCGUUCGACAUGGGAGACGGCAAGGAGGGUGAGCGGCAGCCACUGCUGAAGAAUGAAAACGUCACAUACAGCUCACACAACAACGAUGCAAUCGGCGACGAAACACAGUCCAAUGUGCACACCGUCUCUACAAUCGGUCCGGAUGAACUGCCACCGCCGUAUCAGUCCGCCAUCCAGGGUGGCAUGCCAAUGGUCACCUGCAGAGUUUGUCAAGCGAUGAUAGAUAUUUCCGGAAAGAGAGAUCAGCACGUCGUUAAGUGUUGUCAAUGUAACGAGGCCACACCUAUACGUAAUGCUCCCCCUGGAAAGAAGUAUGUACGAUGUCCGUGCAAUUGUCUACUCAUAUGCAAGAGUUCUUCGCAACGUAUUGCCUGUCCCAGGCCAAAUUGUAAACGUAUCAUUAAUCUUGCUCCAAGUCCUAUUACACCUCCAGUUCUAUCUAUGCCAGGCAUGUGCAGGGUAGGCUGUGCUCAUUGCCAUGACACAUUCUUGUUUAACACAUUAAAUAAUGCUUUGGCUCGAUGUCCACAUUGCCGCAAAAUAUCUUCCGUUGGUCCAGAUUUUGCUAGAGGAAGAGGAAUUGUAUUCAUUAUCGUUGGGAUUAUAGCCUUAAUAAUUGCUAUAGCCGUAACAGUCGGGACCUAUAAAUAUGUAAAAACAAAUGGUGGAAUUUAUGUAGCUUAUGUUGGUGCAUUUCUAUUAGCGCUUUUAUGCUUGGGCCGCAGCAUUUAUUACUGUACGAUGAAGAUCAGUUUGAUAGAAGGUCCUAUGUAGUCUCCCAAACAA
Acromyrmex echinatior (Panamanian leafcutter ant) is the source of this 963-nucleotide messenger RNA. RefSeq names its product type 1 phosphatidylinositol 4,5-bisphosphate 4-phosphatase. Gene Ontology annotation, cellular component: plasma membrane; late endosome membrane; lysosomal membrane. Lineage: Eukaryota; Metazoa; Arthropoda; Insecta; Hymenoptera; Formicidae. The record is from RefSeq and is a predicted model, not a curated record. Gene Ontology annotation, biological process: phosphatidylinositol dephosphorylation. Gene Ontology annotation, molecular function: phosphatidylinositol-4,5-bisphosphate 4-phosphatase activity.